Molecule: messenger RNA, 4388 nt
Organism: Achroia grisella
Lineage: Eukaryota; Metazoa; Arthropoda; Insecta; Lepidoptera; Pyralidae
Product: semaphorin-2A-like
Exons: 14
Coding region: 519-2660 (713 amino acids)
Biological process (GO): negative regulation of axon extension involved in axon guidance; semaphorin-plexin signaling pathway; axon guidance
Molecular function (GO): semaphorin receptor binding; chemorepellent activity
Source: RefSeq, a predicted model, not a curated record
CGAGGCAGGCGAGUCUGUCUCGCGGUGCCGACUGCCGAGCCCGAGGUGUAGCGAACGAGCGCCAGUCGGUUAGUAUCCACCAGUCUUCGUCACGGCGAUGCCGGUGGCGCACGUGGCGCCGCUCUCAAACAAUAAUACGUUGUGACGAUCGCGCCGAUACUUCUUUCCAAACUAAUAAAUCAGCCGAGUCGUACGAAGUAACCCCGCCAACAGAUUAUAACUCGAUAUGAGAUAACAAGCUUGCGGCACGACUCCGGUGAUUAAUCACUAAGUCCGUUCAACUCAAAUGAUUGGAACGGAAGCGUAAUCUUACAGUUUCCAUUUAGGAUCGCGCAAUGUAAACAGAUUAACAUUGUUGAAGUUUUCUGAAAUCGUUUGUUGACUAAAGGUUACAAUACAUCUGGGUGCAUUGUAUGGACCAUUGUUCGGCGAUAAUGCCUUUCGAGUCCAAGGGUACUGUGCAGUCAAUAUACUAGUGUAUAGUGGAUGUGAACGGACUAGCAGGAGUGGUGGGCACCAUGGGAGCUGCUGGGCAGUGGACGGCCGGGCUGCUGUGGGUUGUGCUAGCAUCUGUGCUGGCGGACUCCUGGACCGCUUACCAGGAGCAACCGUGCUGUCGUCCGGUGACACAUCAUCGUGUCAGGCAUCACAGAGAUCAUAUACGGGAAUUCUCUUGUGGUAGUCUCUUCUACAGAACUCUCUACUUAAAUGAAGAGGGGAACACCUUAUACGUUGGUGCUAUGGAUCGAGUGUUCAAAUUAAAUAUGACAGAUAUAAGUCAGUCUCAUUGUGAGAGAGACGCUCUAUUACUAGAAGCUAGUAAUGUCGCACAGUGUGUAAGCAAGGGCAAGUCGGAGCCAUUUGAAUGUCGGAAUCACAUCAGAGUGUUGCAGCCGCUAGGUGACGGCGAGAGGCUCUAUGUAUGUGGCACUAAUGCCCACAAUCCAAAAGACUGGGUAGUUUAUUUGAAUUUGACACAUUUACCCCGACAUGAGUACGUGCCGGGCGUAGGUCACGGUGUUGCAAAAUGCCCCUACGACCCGGCGGACAACAGUACAGCUGUGUGGGUCACGCGGGGCAACCCUGGUGGGCUCCCCGCUCUAUAUGCCGGAACCAAUGCUGAGUUCACUAAAGCGGAUCCAGUAAUAUUUAGAAACGACCUUUUCGAUUUUCGAACGGGCCAGAAGAAAUUUAACUUUAAAAGGACUCUAAAAUAUGAUUCCAAAUGGUUAGACAAAACCAACUUUGUCGGAGCGUUUGACGUUGGAGAGUACGUUUUAUUUUUCUUCCGUGAAACGGCAGUGGAGUUUAUGAAUUGCGGCAAGGCGGUUUAUUCCCGAGUCGCGAGAGUAUGCAAGCACGAUACAGGAGGGAAGCAUAUACUGAGCCAGAACUGGGCUACUUAUUUGAAAGCUAGACUAAACUGUAGUAUACCUGGCGAGUUUCCUUUUUAUUUUGACGAAAUCCAGAGUGUGUAUCAAAUGCCGGGAGAUCCGAGUCGGUUUUAUGCGGCAUUCACGACGGGCGCCAGCGACGGUCUUGUUGGUUCAGCAAUAUGUACCUACACAAUGGAUGACAUACAGGAAACUUUUAGUGGCAGAUUCAAGGAACAGGCGACCUCUAAUUCAGCGUGGCUUCCGGUGCUGCGGGCCCGCGUUCCCGAACCACGUCCUGGUACUUGUGUCAAUAACACAGAAGCACUGCCCGACAACGUACUCAAUUUUAUCAGGUCACAUCCACUCAUGGACUCGGCAGUACGGCAGGAAGGAGAUGCGCCUGCGUUUUAUAAGAGGGACUUGGUACUUACGACGCUGGUCGUUGAUCAACAAUUCGUCGACAUGCUGAGGGAUGAUAUCACGUACACUAUAUUCUAUGCUGGCACUAAUGCUGGCGAGGUAUACAAAAUAGUUCAGUGGGCGGGUGGCGGUUCUCGUGUAGCGGAUGUAUGGAGGGCGGCUGGUACCGAACCGGUGCGUGCACUCGCUCUCUCUCGAAGGAUACAUGCCCUUUAUCUUGCCACUGACAACCGUUUGAGGCAACUACCGUUACAUGCUUGUGCACAUCGCUAUGAUAGCUGCAUGCGCUGCGUUCUGGACCCAUAUUGCGGGUGGGAUAAAGAAGUGGGGGCGUGUAGAUCUUACGCCCCUGGUCUUCUGCACGAUGCUACUAACUCCACGCCAUCCAUAUGCGAAGCCAGUGCCCCUCUCAGAACAGUGCGAGCUGGUUAUGGCCAGAGCGUGCAUUUAGCGGCCUUCGGGAAAACCCCUGAGGCUUUUAAGGACCAGCACGUUAUAUGGUACCACCAUUCUAGAGAGAAAGGCCGAUAUAAAAUAAAUUUCAAUUGGGAGAGAGUGUUGCAGACUUCGGAGCGUGGUCUCGUUCUGCUGACUGUGUCAGAUUCGGACCGUGGACGUUAUGAGUGCUACUACGGCCCCACACUUAUAGCAUCCUACAAUUUGGACAUAGAUGUACACAGGUGUACGCAGCCGAGUAAAACGCAGGAAUACAAACAAGUCUACUCGGACUGGUGUCAUGAGUUUGAAAAAUAUAAAAAUGCAAUGAAGGCAUGGGAGACACGACAAAUGCAGUGCUCCAAAAACCUUAACGCAUCAAGCCAGCAAAACAGUAUGGCGAACGAGAUCGUGGCGUCGCUGCGGUGAUAGGGCACAGCUCUGUAGUGAUUAAUGAACGAUUAUGCACACCAAGCACCGCUAACAUAAACUAUCCGAUAUUUCGCCGACGACGCCCCACCCCCAACCAUUGAACAAAACGUAGUUCCACUUUUUGUCGUCUUGCAUUAUUCUGUUCUGGUUCUGGAUGUUGCGAGUUUUUCAGGCAGCCGAAUGAUAAUAAAAACUUUUUACAUUUUACCCGCAACGUCUUGUUUUUAAAUGUUUGGUUUUAAUAUAAUAUUCUUAUUUCCAUUUUAUUGUCGGACAUUUAUUAAAUAUUUUAAGCACUGUUAUAGUAAUAUUACUCCAAUGAUGUUUUGAGUUAUUAAAUAUCAAAUGUUUCAAUUAAUUUAAAUCGAGUACAUGUGGUUGAGUAUGAAAUAAAGGGGAUAAUGUAGUGAGUGAGGGGAUGAUCUGUUAAAAUAGAUUUGUUGCUUGCUCCGACUGCGCCGUGUGAUGGAUGACUGACUUCUGCUCAACUUUGGUCGCAACUUUUUCUUUGGGAGCGGUAAGAUAAUCGACCGAACUAAUAUCGAGUAGUUUAUGUUACGGAUGAUUCGUUGAGAUUAAUUGAUAAAUUAUUGUUGAUGAAUGCGACUGAAUAAUAAUUAAAUAAGCAUUGUGAAAAAAAUGAAACAUUAACAAAUGAGAUGGGUAUUAAAUGUAUCGCCUUCGCGUCGGAUCUCUAUUGUAAAUAUAUGAUAGAAAGGAUCGGGUCAAACUUAUGAGGGUAAGGAUCCACCUAUACAAAUUGCUGUGAUAUCAGUUUUCGCUGGAGUACUAAUGUGCUGUCGAUGAGAUAAAAAUAAAAAGCUUAAUAUAUGUUUUCAAUAUAAAACAAUGAAAAUAAUAACACUAAUAAUAUAGGGCAUUCAUUUUAAUAAGAAUGUAAUAGAAGUUGAGAUAAAGUGAUUAUUAUUUUUUAUUUUUCUGUAUAUUAAAUGAGUAUACAUUAAAAUCAAUGCCACAAGAAAAUAUUAGGUAAUAAAUGAGCAAUAUUAACGCCAAUUUAGAACUAAGCAUAAAUCUAAAUUGUAUGAUAUUAGCUUCUGUUAUACGAUUAAAAUGUUGAUGCAUAAUGUUCCUAGAGUGUAAGUAAUUUUUUUAUGUGGCGACUACUCACGUCGCGUGUUGCUCCCUCUAUUCCAUUUAGAUAUGUACAAGUUGACUUCUGUACUUAUUUUUUAAGUUUCAAAAAUUGAUGUUAUCGAUUAUUUAGUUGCCAUAAAAUGUAAUGUUAUGCCUUACUUACUUCGGAUGUUGAAACCGAAUUUAUUAAUAAACGUUACGUUUUAGGUCCUUCCCAUUAAUUUUAUCAAAAAUCUCGCUAGUAUAGUGCCUUGUGAAGCAUGCUUACGGAUUCGUAGAACUUAUUAAAUUAAAUGAUUAGAUAAGAAAUAUUUUUGUGUACCAUGUAAAGUUACGGAGUAGUUAUAGUUAACAAUUAUAGUAGCAACGCAUUUGGUAAUUAAAGCAAUAAUGUUCCAUGGAAUUAAGGCGCCAGUAUUAACUUUUGCAAGUAUGCUAGAGUAUAAUAAUAUUUAGAUGAUAUUAAAUUGUAAUUAUUUAACGACUACAUCUUUUUUUUAUAUUUUAUAUAGAUAUAUAUACUUAAUUUUCAUUGUCUACAGUCUAUAAAUUCCAGAAAUAAAAAAGAAUCUACCCUAAAUAUGUAUAUAUUUUUGGGCAAUAAAUUCUGAUAAUUUUCUAUUUCAU